AUGGCUUCAGGUGGUUCUGGAAGUGCGCUGGAUUCUCAAAGGGAUGGCAAAAAGAGCCCCCUGGGCCUCGUAGCAAUGAGGGUGAUCACAGUCAUAACGUUCGCUCUGACCCUUGGAAUCUCUCUAUCUGACGGCGUUAAUGAUUGGCAUUGGGGAAAGGGUAAAGGCUACUCUUUAUGUGCAGGCAGUGGAGGGUCAAGGAGCGUCUCAGAAUUCGUAAAGCCAGAAAAGCCGCCAGUCCUCUUUGGAAUUGACAUGGAUGGGACUUUUUACACAAACAACAAGGAGGCAUGGGAGCGGAACAUAGAGGCUUUCGCAGAAACAAGAAGGAGAGGUUACAUACCAUUUUUAUGCACAGCAAAACCACUUGGUCCAGCGAUUAAGCGUCUUGGGGGCCCAAACUUUGUGGAAAGGACAGGGUACAGAGGCUAUCCUGGAGUCUACAAAAAUGGAGCUCUCGUAUAUGAUGAGAAUGGCAGUGUUCUUAGCGUACAUGUUUUCCCCAAAGAGUUUUUACAGGCUCUCCAUUUGUUCCUCGUCGAAAAUGGGCUUACAGCCAAUGUCAUAUUCUACAACGAAGAUGACGCCUUUUCACUUGCACAAGACAAUGAGAUCAUCAGGACUUAUCCGGGGAAAUUUAUAGUCCCGAGAUUCACAACGUUUGAGGAGCUCCUAAAGAAGAACAUCGUCAUGAUGAAAUAUGCAGGCUUUGAACUAAAUGUUCCAGAGUUCAGAGAUGGCAUUGACUAUGUUGACAAGGUAGACAUAAAUGGAACUCACGAUUUGAGUCCCCCGGGAGUUACAAAGGCGAGUGCUCUAUCUACUCUUAUAAACCACUAUGGUCUCUCUUCCAAAGAUUGUGGGUUCAUAGGCGAUGAUAAGAACGAUGUCGAGGCUAUGGAAUUGGUUGGAUUCUCAUUUGCAGUUGGAGACGCAAAGGAUGAAGUUAAGAAGCAUGCAAAGAUUGUGCUGGACAAAACCUGUGACCAAGGAGCAGUUUCACAAGCCCUUAAACUCACAUAUGGGCUUUAG
Molecule: messenger RNA, 1032 nt
Organism: Theileria equi strain WA
Lineage: Eukaryota; Apicomplexa; Aconoidasida; Piroplasmida; Theileriidae
Product: haloacid dehalogenase-like hydrolase family member protein
Exons: 1
Coding region: 1-1032 (343 amino acids)
Cellular component (GO): cytosol
Molecular function (GO): magnesium ion binding; phosphatase activity
Source: RefSeq, a predicted model, not a curated record